AUUUAAGAUCUUUCUCCCUGCCUGAGAAGCACAAGUGGACUGAAUCUUCAUCUUUCUGUAUCCUCGUCCUAGAUACCAAGGCAGCCAUGGGUAAUAACAGUGAUACAGUGGUGACUGAGUUUAUUCUGCUGGGUCUCUCCAACCACCCAGCAGCUCAGAUUGUGUUCUUCUGGGUCAUCUUGGUCUUUUACAUUAUCAACCUGAUUGGAAAUGGCCUUAUGGUUGCAUUGAUUAUCAUUGACCCCCACCUGCACACCCCCAUGUACUUUUUCCUCAGCAACCUGUCCUUCUUGGACAUUUGUUAUACUAGCAGCAGCAUCCCACAGGUCCUGGUUACCUGUGCCACAGAGAGAACUACCAUCUCCUUCACUGCCUGCAUGGCCCAGAUAUACAUUAGCUUAUAUUUUGGCACCACAGAAUGUAUCCUCCUCGCUGUCAUGGCAUAUGACCGCUUUGUGGCCAUAUGCAGUCCUUUACAUUACACAAUGAUCAUGAACUGGAACAUUUGUAUCCAUAUGGGACUUGGGACUUGGGGCAGUGGCCUUGUUUUGACUCUCAUCCCAACUGCGGUAGGUCCUGUGCGAUUUUGUGGCUCUAACAUUAUUAAUCACUUCAUAUGUGAGGCACAAACUGUUGCCAAGCUGAACUGCGCCAACACCCAGCUCAGUGAUAUCAUUUCGUUUGUCAACACGGUGGCAGUGCUUAUUGUCCCUUUCACUUUCAUCUUGAUGACGUAUUUGCGUAUUGGUUUGGCUGUGAGGCAGAUCCAUUCUGCCGAGGGCCGUAGUAAGGCUUUUUCCACUUGCAGUUCUCAUGUGGCCGUUGUCAGCAUUUUCUACAGCUCUGCCAUGUUUAUAUACCUUCAGCCAAAAUCUAAACAUGCCUCAGACAGAGACAAAAUGAUUUCGGUUUUUUACGGAGUGGUGACUCCCACACUCAAUCCUCUGAUAUACAGCCUGAGGAACAAGGAUGUUAAAGGGGCCCUCGGGAAACUAUUUGGAAGAGGAAGAGACAUCUGA
Messenger RNA from Pogona vitticeps (central bearded dragon), 1019 nucleotides. Lineage: Eukaryota; Metazoa; Chordata; Lepidosauria; Squamata; Agamidae. The record is from RefSeq and is a predicted model, not a curated record.